UGAGGGUUAGACCCUCUUAUAGCAUCAACAAUUGAUGAGACAGGUAUUAGGGAGAUGUGCCUGGUGGGGAAGAAAGCCUCUUGGCCUUGAGGACAGAGUUCCAUGGAGGAGAAGCUCAAAGGCCCUUUUCCAGAGUAGAUGGAAAAUUGUCCCUCCCUGACCAGUCCACCAUGAUGUCUUCAUGGAAAAUUGAUCUCUUUUGGCCCACAGAGAUCAAAUAUUUAAGUGGAGGGCGAAGGGGUGUUGAAAACGGCUCAGAAGCAAGGGCUGAACAAAGUUUAGUAGCUAAUUAACUUUUUUCCAACUUUAACCAAAAAGUCUUUCAGGAUAAGAACUACUUUUACUUUUUGUUUCCCCACAGUGUCUAGGUCAGUGUAUAAAUCAAGCCAGCAGCAGUACUUGUUGGUUGACUGGUCAUCUGUUAGCUGAGGCAGUUUCUGGGCAAUUUUCCCAAACUUCAGUCUCCUUACUUUGAAGUGGGAGCUUUUGCCAAGAUGACCAGAUCGUCUUGAGAAAAAUCAGGAGUUAUUUAUCUGUUAACCAGUUAUUGAAAACAAGCCAAACACGAGGGUAGGCACUGGAGAAUGUACAGAAGUCCAUGUUGCUGUCCUCAGACCUAGGAGCACUCAGGCUUGUUCAAGAACUCCUCAUCUCUGAUCUCAGGAUUGUAUGUAAUCACACCUCUACUAUGGCCUCACUUUGUAUGGUGAAAACCUUUGUGUCUGUCUUCUUCCCUAGAUGAUAAAAUCAUCUUGUCUUUCUUCUUUGCUUUUUUGUCUUCAAUGUCUGUUGUGGUACUUGUCAUGUAAUCACUGCUUAAUGCCUGUUCGAGUUAAAUGAAGUUGAUUCUAGGAACAGGGGGGCAACAUAAGACAGUUAACGGAGUGUGCCAGAGCCAGAACACGUGAUACAGGCUGUGAGCACUGUAGAUUUCGGGGUGGGGAGUCCCUGGAAUAUCACAAAGACCAGGUUUGGGGGACUUUGGGGAAGGAGAGGGAGUUUCAGGCAGAGAAAGCUUCAUGAACAAAGGUGUGGAGGCAGGUAAAGACAGAGAUGGGCAAGAAUUAGAGAGGAGGCUGGCCCACCUGGGGUGAUGCUGGAGGAUAGAGUCAGGGAGGUAAAGAGGGGACCCAACGCACACGUGUUUAGGAGGACUUGAAGCCAGUCAUGAGUUUGGGAAAUACAUGCUAGAAACCAAGUGGAAGGAAAUGUCAGACAUGUGGGCUAAAUUAGAGGAGGGACUAGACAUCAAUGAAUAGGCACUUGGAGUAGAAUUGGGCUCCAAGUCUGUCUGGAAUAGAGACUUGGCAGUACAGUUGGCACACAAUCUGAAAGAGGUUUGGAAGGAGGUUCAUUAUAUCGAUCACUAGAUUGAUCUCAGAGAUGAAGAGGGCUAAGAUGUAUGAGGUCAGAGAUGACUGCAGUCUUUCAAGCCAGUCUUCCGCUGAGUCGGGGUUGCUUCGCUAAUUACGGUGUAGGAUUCCAAAGUGUUUUAAUGGUGAUCUGGCUCCUAACCGCGAUGUCAGGAAAGUACUUAAAACCCACAUUGAGGGCUUGAGUCUAAAAGAGGUUCACCCACCCCGCACACCUCGCAGGAUCUCAGUUCCUUGACCAGGUAUUGAACCCGCGCCCUCGGCAGGCAGUGAAAGCAUGGAGUCCUAACCACUGAACCACCAGGGAAUUCCCCAGAGGGCUUUGAAGCCUGGCCUUCUUAGCUGUUUGACUGUAGACACAUUGUUUAAUGAUGAUUGAGUCUUUUUUCCCCAUGGCUGGGUGGGGAGUAACAUUUCACAGUGGCCUUAUUACAAAUGUUAAGUUAUAGCUUGAGAAUGUGCUUGGGUGAUAGCAGGUGUAUGGUAAAGUCUAGCCUUCUUGUCCCAGCACUUUCUGAAAUCCAAGAGUUUGAGGCUUACCUUUCAGAUAAUUGAUAUUUUUUGCCUGCAAACAGGAAAAAACACUCAACUGGCUUGUGGUCAAAUCUUAUCGUUUUUUUUUUUUCUUUAUAAACAUGAUAGAAAAUUUACUAAUUCUCAGAACCAGUAGUCCCAAGAUAGUGGCUCUAGGAUUGCUUAAUCCAGCAACUCAACUGACAACAUCUUUCUUCUUUCCUUGUCCUCUCUGCCACCAGCUUGAUAUUGAACUUCUCUCUUUCCAGCUAUAACUUGGCUGCCGUCCUUCCAGGUGCUUUGGGGAGAUGUGACCCCCCGCCUCCCCACUAAAAAAAAAAAGAAAAUCUUGUCUUUUCCAACAGGCCUGCUCUUUGUUUCUUCAGCCAGAACCCUGUCACAUACCUACCCCAGAGCCAAACCCCUGGCAAGGGCAAGGUGAUUACCACCUUUGGACCAAUCAGGAUUUACCCCUGAGUCAUGUGAGAAAGGGAAGCAUCCAGUGGCCACCAGUGCUUCCCAAGCUGAAGGGACCUUGUUAAACUGUAAUAGAUUCUGAUUCAUUGCAGUGGGGGUGGGCCCGAGAGUCUGCAUUUCUGAUGAGCUCUGGCGAUGCCACUGCCAUUAGGGGACUGCAUGGCAAGGCUUUGAGUAGAAAGGGGGAAGGUGGCCAGUAAAAGUUAGCUGUAGCUCCCUGCCCUCACCCCCUCUGCCCCUUUCUGGAAUGCUGGCCCAGCCUCAGAGUGAGCAAUUUCUAUUCUGGUCCUAGUGCAGUUUGGCUUCUGGAGCAGGUAGCUUAAUAAUGACAAAUGACCUUUGCAACUGCACUUUGCAAUUUACAAAGUGUAGCAAUUUACAAAGUGUAUUUCUUACACCACGGUUUUCGGUCCUCUAGGCACAUUGCUUGUUUUCCUGUGACAAAGUGGAGCUUAGCGAGGUAAUUUCCUAAAGGUCACAUAGCUAGGGAGAGGUGGGAUUGGAGCCCAAGUGUACCUUUCCUCACCUAACGCUCUUCAUUUUGCUACUGCACUAUAUAGGCUUCACCCUGAUGGAAGUGAGUUUUCCAUUUUCUGCCCAUUGCCUGAAUCCUUGAUCCCCUAGGUGGGGAUGCUGGUUUAAGUACCGUGUGUAUGAUCCCAUUUCAUAGAUUGGUUAAAUAAUUUACCAAAGAUCAUGUAGCUAGUAAGUGUUGGAACUAGGGUACAGAUAUAAGCCCGUGGAAUGUAAAUUGGUGCAGCCACUACGGAAAACAGUAUGGAGGUUCCUUAAAAAACUAAAAAUGGCCAUAUGAUCCAGCAAUCCCACUCCUGGACAUAUAUCUGGAGAAAACUCUAAUUCGAAAAGAUACACGCACCCUAAUGUUCACAGCAGCAGUACUUACAAUAGCCAAGGCAUGGAAGCAACCCAAGUGUCCAUCCACAGAUGAAUGGAUAAAGAAGAUGUGGUAUAUAUACAUAAUGGAAUAUCGCUCAGCCAUAAAAAGAAUGAAAUAACACUAUUUGCAGCAACAUGGAUGGACCUAGAGAUUAUCAUACUAAGUGAAGGUGUUUCUGCGGCCUGGGACUGGUGAGCACCAACAAGUCCUGCUCGAUGCCACCCAUCAGUUUCCAAGACCUUCCCCUCAACAUCUACAUGGUCAUCUUCGGCACCGGCAUCUUCGUCUUCAUGCUUAGCCUCAUCUUCUGCUGCUAUUUUAUCAGCAAACUCCGGAACCAGGCACAGAGCGAACGAUACGGAUAUAAAGAGGUGGUGCUUAAAGGUGAUGCCAAGAAGUUACAGUUAUACGGGCAGACCUGUGCAGUCUGUCUGGAGGACUUCAAGGGGAAGGCUGAGCUGGGUGUGCUCUCAUGCCAACACGCCUUUCACCGCAAGUGUCUGGUGAAGUGGCUGGAAGUACGCUGUGUCUGCCCCAUGUGUAACAAGCCCAUUGCUGGUCCCUCAGAGGCCACCCAGAGCAUCGGGAUCCUAUUGGAUGAGCUGGUGUGAGUGCUGCCUCCAUACCAAGGCCUGGAGAGAGAAGACCUCUAGCCUCACGGGUGCCUGGUCCUUCCGCGAAGCCGCAGUGAACAAGACUGGUGGGUGGUGAUGGGCAUGCUCACCUGGAGGGAUGGGGGUGCAGGGCUGGUCUUCCAGCCUCAGGGUGAGACUAGACGUGCCCACCUCUCUGCUUCCUGAAGCCUGCUUCCCUGCUACUCAGUUCUGAUGGACUUGCCCAUCAGGACCACUGUAUCCUGGUACUGGACUAUCUGCCUGCCUUGUCCCUGCUCUGGGAAAAGAAAUCCAUUCCUAUUUGGCCAAGAACUUGGAGCACACCCCCUUGAGGGUUCCCCUGAGGAGGACAAGCUGCCCUGACCUAAAAGAAGGGAUGAGAUGGGCUCUGCCCCACCUGUGACCUCCCUGCCCCCUCCCCACUCCUUCCAGAGGAAGGUUAGAAGGGAAGGAAGGAAAGAUGGAGGAACCAAGUGCCUCCAGUGGAAGCGAGGGAGGCUCUGUAGGAAAUGGGGAGAGCAGGGAUAAACAGAAGAAAAGUCAAUGUUUACAUGGGACCUAUGGAAACAAAGGCUGGCCGGCCGGCCUGCUGACUACAGGGCGGGUGGGGGGCAGCCCCCUCCCCCUCCUAGAUCUGAGGUGCUAUCCGUUCACUGUUCCUCGGUUGAUCUCAGAGCUUCCUAUUCCGUGCUGGGGUUUGAGUAUCCGCCGCCCCAGAGGAAGGGCUUGGUCUACACCCAAAUGGAUUCCCAGGGGUUUUUUUCUAAAGGAGCAAAAAGGGGGCCUGGGGAUGGGGGUGUCUGGAUAUUAAGGUCGUGGUGGACACCCUCUUCCCCUUUGUAAAUAGUAU
Molecule: messenger RNA, 4725 nt
Organism: Physeter macrocephalus (sperm whale)
Lineage: Eukaryota; Metazoa; Chordata; Mammalia; Artiodactyla; Physeteridae
Gene: RNF122
Product: ring finger protein 122
Exons: 6
Coding region: 3477-3872 (131 amino acids)
Source: RefSeq, a predicted model, not a curated record